CUAUUCCCAUCUUGACUUUUCUCUGAUCUUGACAUUGAAUGACGUUUACAUCAUUUACAUAAACCAAAAUUCCUAGUGAAAAGUAUGACCGAUCCAUCAGAAAGUGAUGAAGCCCGCAAACCAGAAUCCCAACCCAAAACUAAAUCCCUUAAAGAUCGUGCAGCCCAACAAAUACAAGAGGUACAAACUCAGUACGAAGAAACCAACAAACAAUUAACUGGUAUAUUGACACAACAUAUACCUCACGAGUACUACGACGACAUUUACCAAAAUGUUGCCAGCGAUUAUGAAGAUAUUCUACAAGAAAAUAUGGUCAAACUAAAACAAAUCGCCAAAGAAGACUUCGAUAUUUGCAAUCGCAAUAAUCAAAAAUUAGUUGAAGAUACAAAGGAGCAAAUUCACUGUUUCAUUUACAAAACCUUCCAAGAGCAUGCAUCGAAAAAAGAUUUCACUCAAAUAGCCGAGACAAUUUUUGAAAACGUUAAUAAAAAAGUUAGAGAAGAUUUAAAAUCUAAAACCAAAUCCACAACUAAAGCAGUAGAAAGUACCAGAAAUAGCAUAAGUCCAGAUAUUAAUAUUAAUUUUGACUUUCGAAAGAUGCCAGAAGAGGUGGAAGCUGAGCAGGGGCUUCAGAAGUUUUUCGAAGAAGAAAUCUUACAAUUCAGUGAGCAAAUUGAGGAGGACUUUGGGAAUAUUAGGGAGAAAAUGUUAGAAGAUGUGGAUGAAACUAAAAAUAAAUUGAAAGAAAUUAUGGCAAAGGCAAGGGAAAAAGCUGUUCCCAGGGAACUUCCGGAGGUAAGAUCCCUUAUUCCCGAAGCUCCUGAGAAUCAUACUCUAUUGAAUCUCCCGUCAGGAAGUGCUGUAGAGCAAAAUAUAAACGAUUUAUCAAGUCAUACCCAAAACGAAUUCAAUAAAGUAAACGAAAAUAUGCAAAAAGAAGUUGAAGAAACCAAAGAACAAAUUAAUGAAAAAACGAAAUUUUACCUCGAAAAAGGAAAAAAUUUAUUAAAUUUUCGUGACGAUCCAGAAUAAGACAUCAUUAAAGUAAAACGGAACUACUAUAACCUACAAAACGACAUUUUAAUUAUGAAAAUUGAUAUUAAAUAUCGACAUUCGAAUUCCAAAGAACUUUUAAUGGUCCAACUGAUAAUCGUUAGUUGAAAGCGCGCAUUUAAAUUUAUGCAGAUAGCAAGCAAUUUUAUAAAAUUCAACUGAAAUUAAAUAUUGUAGAAUCGUUUCAAAUGUACAAUAUCAGUUACAUUUUGUGAUAAUAUUUUUCUUUUUAAAAUCAGGCCACAAUCCAUAUAAUAUCGAAAUACUUUCCAA
Ceutorhynchus assimilis (cabbage seed weevil) is the source of this 1326-nucleotide messenger RNA. The record is from the annotation of a GenBank genome assembly. NCBI's taxonomy places the organism in Eukaryota, Metazoa, Arthropoda, Insecta, Coleoptera, Curculionidae.